This is a messenger RNA of Ogataea polymorpha, 2434 nucleotides long. RefSeq lists its product as uncharacterized. Gene Ontology annotation, molecular function: protein binding; snoRNA binding. Gene Ontology annotation, cellular component: small-subunit processome. The transcript has a single exon. Bases 1 to 1551 code for a protein of 516 amino acids. The record is from RefSeq and is a predicted model, not a curated record. NCBI's taxonomy places the organism in Eukaryota, Fungi, Ascomycota, Pichiomycetes, Pichiales, Pichiaceae.
AUGUCGGAUUCGUUUUUCUCUGACCCUUCGAAGAAGAGAAAGCGUCCAUCGCGAGGACCCGAGAAGUCCAGAAAGAAGAAUGGAUCAGCCCCAAAUGGUCGGCAAAAGGAGAUCCCCGAAAGCUCCAGCGAUAUAGACGAGGAAGAAGUGCAAAGUGAUAUAUUUGAUGAAUCGUCUUCAGUUGUAUCUGAAGAGGAAGAAGAAGACAACUCCAGCGAGGAAGAACAUGCAGGCGAAAGUGCAGCAGACAAAAGAAGACGCAUGGCCAAACAGUAUUUAAGCGAAUUGCAGGCGGAAGCUGAGGUGUAUGACUUCGACGCCAAAGAUUUGGACGAUGACAUUAUUGCCUCCAGGUUGCAGAAAGACGUCUCUGAGCAACAGGGACACGUUUACCAAUUCAUUGGUGACAAAUUGCUAUUUGAAGAGGCCAAGAUAACUGUUGCCAGGGCCCCCUGUAUAGGGCUGACGGGAGUUGCAGUACGGUAUCCCUACGCCUUCACAAUUUCUAAAGACAUGGAGCUUGCAAAGUGGAACGUGAAAGACGAAGACAAAAAGCCUGUCAAACUGAAGUUUGUCAAAGGAGGACGUAAAUACACAGAAAUUUCAAAAGAGCAAAUGAAUAAUGGCCACUGUGACGAGAUACUAUCUGUGGCUGUGAGUCCCGAUGGCAAGUAUGUUGUCACGGGAGGUCGUGAUAAGCGCAUUAUUAUUUGGAGCAGCGAAAAUUUGGCUCCGAUCCGUGUUUUGGAGACCCGCGAUCGUCGAGGAGAGGUCUUAGGACUAGCGUUCCGCCGAAAUACUGAUCAGCUGUACGCGGCCUGUGCUGACCUCAAAAUCAGAACCUAUAGCGUCAAUCAACAGGCACAGCUAGAAACGCUUUACGGACAUCAAGACUUGGUUGCUGAUAUCGCUGCAUUGGCUCAGGAAAGAUGUGUCACUGUGGGAUCUCGAGACCGGACUGCUAUGCUAUGGAAAAUAGCAGAAGAGACAAGACUCACAUUCAGAGGCGGAGACACGCCCAAGGCAGGUAUUGAUUUUUACGCAGAGGGUAGUAUUGACUGUGUCUCGAUGAUUGAUGACACUCAUUUUGUCACGGGAUCAGACAAUGGCAACAUAUGCCUAUGGUCUCUAGCCAAAAAGAAACCUUUAUACACAGAGAGACAGGCACACGGACUUGAACCUGAGAUGGAGCCUUGGAAAGCUAGCGCUGAGAGUAACCUAGAGGAGGCGCGGUUGCAAGUCCCAAAACCACAACCCUUCUGGAUCACUUCUAUUUACGCCGUUCCCUACAGUGAUAUUUUUUUCUCUGGGUCCUGGAAUGGAGAGAUUAAAGUUUGGAAGCUGGAGAAAGACCUGCGCAAGUUUGUUCUGAUCGGCACGUUGGAGAGGGCCAAAGGCGUGGUGACGAGGAUUAGCGCCCACCUCGAAGACGAGCAAGUGCGGGUGUACGCGUCACUUUCAAAGGAGCACAGGCUGGGACGCUGGAUAGCCGGAGCAAAAGGUGGCAGGAACGCAUUGUACUCGUGUGUGAUAAAUAUAAAGGGUAAUUAAUAAUACAUAGCAAGAAUUAGCCGGUAUUUGAAGUAGUCUUACAUAAAUCGAAAGCAACAGGGGUCAAAUCUAGAUCAGGGCAGCCAAAACAAUUCCAGUCAGGCCGAAGGCGAAACCACUUAUUGGAGCCACUCCGUUAGCUUGAGCGCUGGAAGAAGAAGAAGCAGCAGUGGAAGUUCCUUCGUCAUCGUAGGUGGAAACUGAAGUAGAGCUUGAGCUGGCUUUCGAGCUGGACUUGGUCGUCUUCGACUUAGAGCUCGAAAAGGAAGAGCUGACGCUCGAGGACUUGACGGCGGAUUUGCUGUAAGCGGACGAAGGAGCCACCGAGGAUCUUAUUGGAGCCCUCGAAGAGGAUGGAGCUGCCGAUGUCACAUAUGACGUUCUCAAAGUGGAGGAUGGCACUGUUGAGCGUCUGCUGGACAGAGCAGAGCUCUGGGAAACCUCCUGGGAGGAGCUCACAGUAGCAGCAGAAGCAAUAGCUAGCAGACCCUUGGCCUUCUCCAACGAAAGAGAAGACUCAGCAGCAAGGGAGGCUGCAGACGCGGCGGAAGCAGAGGCUUCGGAGGCCUCAGAAACAGAAGCAGCAGAAGCUGCCGCGACGGAAGCCGCAGAAGCAGAGGCAGCAGAAGCAGAAGCCGCAGAAGCAGAAGCCACACUAGCAGCAGAGGCAGCAGAGGCAGCUGAAGCGGAGGACUCACUGGCAACUGAUGCCGCAGACGCAGAGGCAGCAGAGGCGGACGACAACGAUAGAGCAGAGCUUUCGGAUGGCGAUAGCAAGGUCUUCGUCACGGUGACAGUGACCUGCGAAGUGGUGGUUUCCUCGGCUUUGGUGUAAGCUGACAGCAAAAGAAGGGGCACAAAAGUUUUGUAAAGCAUUAUUAUU